This is a messenger RNA of Daktulosphaira vitifoliae (grape phylloxera), 1859 nucleotides long. Its product is annotated as U3 small nucleolar RNA-associated protein 6 homolog. Lineage: Eukaryota; Metazoa; Arthropoda; Insecta; Hemiptera; Phylloxeridae. The record is from RefSeq and is a predicted model, not a curated record. Bases 104 to 1795 code for a protein of 563 amino acids. Gene Ontology annotation, cellular component: Pwp2p-containing subcomplex of 90S preribosome; small-subunit processome. The transcript has 9 exons. Gene Ontology annotation, biological process: maturation of SSU-rRNA from tricistronic rRNA transcript (SSU-rRNA, 5.8S rRNA, LSU-rRNA). Gene Ontology annotation, molecular function: snoRNA binding; protein binding.
GAACAACAUAGAUAAGAGAUUUAUUUCUCUAGUUCACUCACGUGGGCUAUUUAUUUUAUAAUUUGUCAAGUUUAUUCAAAUAGUUGAGUUUAGACUAGUUAAAAUGGCUGAAUACGUACAAAGAAGAAAAGAAGACAUGAUUGUCGAAAUUAAUCUUCUUGAAAUUCUAUUCAAGAAGUCAAUUGUUAAACGCAUUGUCCAUCAAAGAGAAAAAUUUGAGUACAGAAUGAUGCGUCGCAACAAACAAAAAUCAGAUUUUACCCAAUAUAUUGUAUUCUUAAAGUCUGUUAUGAAAAAAAUACAAAAAUUGGGAUUAGAAAACGCAGAGUCUUUAAAACUGAUUGAACAACAUAUUAGUCGCAUAAACACCAUAUAUCGAACAGCACUCAAAUAUUUUAAAGAUGACAUUUCUCUGUGGAAGGAAUAUAUAAAAUUUUUAGUCAAAGCAAAACGCUUUAGAUUGUUGCAAUAUGCAAUUGAUAGUGCAUUAUUAUUACAUGGUCACAUAUCUGAUGAAAUAUAUGUUUUUGCUAUAAGACAAGAAUUUUUAGAUUUAAAAAAUAUUCAAAAAGCCAGAGAGUUAUAUACAACAGGCUUACGGUUGCAUAAAAAAUCUUCAUCAUUAUAUUUAGAAGCAUUUGAUAUAGAACUUACUUACUCAGAAAUUCUUACCCAAACUGUUAUAAAGAAAAAACAAGUAUACAAACCAGAUGAUCCUGCCUUGAAUGGAUCUAUUGCUAAAGCCAUAUUCUUGUCUGCAAUUGAUAAUGUGGCCAAUGACUUCAGUCUCUUUUUUAAAAUGUAUCAAAAAACAAAAGAUUACAAUUUUGCUUCAUACCUUAAUGAAGAAAUAAGAAACUUUUUGCAAACAAAUUUUAGUUCAGAUCCUAUUUAUUGGAAUACCAUUGCUAAUAACGAACUCAAUCAUCCCAAAAGACCAGAAAAACUCAGAAUAAAAAACUGUUUAGAUAAAUAUGAUGAAGCACUGUCUAUAGUUGAUACUGAUGAAAUGUGGAAUUUAUAUUUAAACACUUUACUUCAAAUAACUUCUGAUACAAAUAAAACUGAAGCGUAUAAAAGAAAUUUAUUAAGACAUUCCAUGUUUAAUGCUCAUGCUAAGAAUCGGUUAAAGCCUAUACAUUAUGUUCAAUGGGUUAAUAAAUCAAAAUCAUCAAUCACAAAUGAAAUAUUAGAGUGGGCUCUCGAAAAAUAUCCAAAUGAUCCUAGUAUUUUAGAAGUUAAAAUAAAAAAUUUAGUUGAAAGUGAUAAAUUUGGUGCUUAUGAAAUUUUUAAACAACACAUGAAUCUUAUGUCUGUUAAUGUUUGGCUUUUGAUAACUGAAAAAAUCAUUGAAGAGCCUCAAGCAAAAGAAAUUUUUGAAAUUGUGUUUAGUGACAUAUCUGAAUGUGAUGAAGAAGUGAAAAAAAAACUGGGUAGUAGUUAUUUAUAUUGGCUUAGCCGAAAUAAUUCAUUAGAGUGCACACGUAAUGCUUUUCAAAAAUUAAUCAUGAGUACUGGAAGAGAUUCCAGUUUAUGUAAUACAAUUAUUAAAAUUGAAACAGAACAGGAAAAAAUGGAUAUUCAUAAAAUUAGACAACACUUCAUAAUAGCUUGUAUGCAAUUUGGUAAAACAGAUAAAGAACUGUGGAUGGACAGAAUAUUAUUUGAGCUUAAGUAUGGAUCACCAAAAACCGUAUCAAAUGUUUAUCAUGAAGCCUUAACCACUUUGAAUAAUGAAGAAUCUGAUGAGUUUGUUGAAUUAUACACUAAGAAAAUUUUAAAUUAUAAUAAAUAGUAUGGUAAUUGAAAUAUGUGUACAUAUAUAUAUUAACAGUAAAAAAUUUACCUACUUGAAAUUA